UGUGCCCUAACUGAGCGGCUGAGUGAGCUGACUGACAUACCUCUACUCCAGUCCACUCUGCUUCUCGUUCGUUCGGGGUUCGCAUCGCCCGCCACAGCCAGUCAGCAAGUCGCCGCUGCCCCCUUCGGCCAUCUCCCCUCCUCUGUUCUGGUCGCCUGAAGCCUGAGGGGAACAAGACUGCGGGAGAUUUCACCAUAAAACGAGAUUUCGCCUGAAGCCUGAGUCGAGCGUUUGACUUUCUGCAAGCUUCGUCUUCACCUCCGCCGUUCUUCCUUGCAUCUCAUCUCAUCUCAUCUGCUCGUUGUCACUCUGUCGCCGUCUUGCCGACAUCAAGGUUGUUAUCUGUUGGGCAGGGCGGCCUGAAGUUGUCCACCCUGCCUUGCCUAGCCUGAACUAAUAGGGUUUUUUGUGGGCAAGGUUGGGCAGCAGGCUGCAUUUUGUAGCUCGUGCACUCGCAAGUCGCAACUUGCAAUGCAUCUGAGCAUCUCCACACUCGCAUCUGAGCAUCUUGCUGUCUCCACUCCACUCUAGUCUGCAGCCUCCACACUCUACUUCUCCACUCUCCCAUUUUGCUCUUGACAAUCGGCGCAGCUUCCAUUCCUGUUUGGCUGUCUCAUGUUCACUCCGACUUAACUCUUCGUCAUCGCUGUCUUGUGCUUUUACUUGGCUCUGCGGUGCUCGUCUCUUGCUUAGAUCUGUGUUGCUCGUCUCAGUGUUGUCGUGCUCUUGCCCAUUGCCGUCUCUUGUUUGACUGUUCGCUCUUGCUCGUGUCUGUCUCUUGCUUGUCCAUGUUGCCGACUUGUCGUGAUCUCUGUCUCGUUCAUUUCUCCUUUUGCGGGUGCCCAGAUUUACUGAAGGUUGCAUCUAGAAGACUUACUUUUUCCGCAAAGACAAAGACACAAUCCCUUUCCACCAUGGCAGUUGAUGAAGAUAAUGUUGGUAAUGUCAAGAGACAAUUGGCAAAACUAUUUGAGAUAUCUCUGACGGCAACAGUACCUGAUGAGCCUGAUGUGGAGCCUUUAAUUGCUGCUUGCACGGGAAAAUUUGGUGACUACCAAUGUAACAAUGCAAUGGGCAUAUGGUCUAAAAUAAAAGGAAAGAAAACAGAAUUUAAGGGUCCUCCAUCUGUUGGGCAGGCAAUCAUGGGGAAUCUUCCUCCUUCUGAGAUUAUAGAUUCAUGCUCUGUGGCUGGGCCUGGAUUUGUCAAUGUUGUCUUAUCAAAGAAUUGGAUGGCGCAUAACUUACAAAGGAUGCUAAUUCAUGGUAUAGAGACAUGGGCACCACGACUUCCAGUCAAGAGGGCAGUGGUUGAUUUUUCCUCUCCCAACAUUGCAAAAGAAAUGCAUGUUGGUCACUUGAGAUCUACCAUUAUUGGGGAUACAUUAGCUCGUAUGCUUGAAUUUUCACAUGUGGAAGUUCUCCGCCGGAAUCAUGUUGGGGAUUGGGGAACACAGUUUGGUAUGCUAAUUGAAUUCCUUUUUGAAAAAUUUCCAAACCCAGAAAAUGUCAAUGAAGCAGCCAUUGGAGAUCUUCAGACAUUCUACAAGGCUUCAAAACAGAGAUUUGACAGUGAUCCCGAAUUUAAGCAGAGGGCGCAACAGGCAGUGGUCCGUCUUCAGGGUGGGGAAACCAAAUAUCAUAAGGCAUGGGCACAAAUUUGUGAAAUUAGCCGGACUGAAUUCCACAGGGUCUAUCAACGUCUUGGAGUUCAUUUGGAGGAAAAGGGAGAGAGCUUUUAUAAUCCGUAUAUUCCUGGGGUUUUAGAGGAACUGAGUAGACAAGGACUGAUUGAAGAAAGCGAAGGAGCUCGUGUGAUAUUUCUUGAAGGGGUAAACAUACCACUUAUUGUCGUGAAGAGUGAUGGUGGUUACAACUAUGCUUCAACCGACCUAGCUGCCAUUUGGUAUAGACUAAAUGAAGAAAAAGCUGAGUGGAUUAUAUACGUUACAGAUGUAGGGCAACAGCAGCACUUCGAUAUGGUCUUUAAGGCUGUUAAGCGAGCUGGCUGGUUGCCAGCAGAUGAUGCUUCAUAUCCCAAAGCUACUCAUGUGGGCUUUGGUCUUGUUCUUGGGGAAGAUGGAAAACGUUUUCGCACUCGCAACACUGAAGUUGUUCGACUGGUUGAUUUGCUUGAUGAAGCCAAGAAUCGCAGCAAAAGUGCCCUAAUUGAGCGAGAAACGGCUAAAGAUUGGUCUGAUGAGGAGGUUGAGAAGACAGCAGAGGCUGUUGGUUAUGGCGCUGUUAAGUAUGCUGACCUGAAGAACAACAGACUAACAAAUUACACAUUCAACUUUGAUCAGAUGCUUAGCGAUAAGGGCAAUACUGCUGUCUAUUUAUUGUAUGCUCAUGCCCGGAUCUGUUCCAUUAUCAGGAAAUCUGGUAAAGACAUAGAAGAGUUAAAAAGAACUGGGAGAAUAGCAUUGGAUCAUCAAGAUGAGCGUGCACUGGGGCUCCAUUUGCUACAAUUCUGUGAGGUUGUUGAGGAGGCAUGCACCAAUUUAUUGCCCAACGUGUUGUGUGAAUACCUAUAUAAUUUAUCAGAGAUCUUCACAAAAAAGUUUUAUUCCAAUUGUCAGGUUGUUGGGUCGCCUGAGGAAACAAGUAGACUCUUGCUUUGCGAAGCAACAGCCACUGUGAUGAGAAAGUGUUUUUAUCUCCUUGGGAUUGUACCUGUCUACAAGAUAUGAUUCAUCAAGUGUAAAAUACACAAUUUUUGCAGCUGUCAUUUUUUGUACACCUCUCUAGACUUGUUAAUUUAAAACUCAUCUGUCCUCCGGGGCUUUAGUUUCCUGUUGUGUCCACGUGGCCGGAAGAAAACGUGGUAAAUGAUGAGUGCUGUGUAAUAUUUGAACUUUUAUUUGACAUGAUAUGCCGCUAAUCCCCAAUUUUCUUCAUCUUGUGAUGUGAGCUUGUAACCAUAUGCCAUGUCCGAAGUUAUGGCAGAAGUUAAAUUGCACUUCCUUUUCUUUUCCUCAA
This is a messenger RNA of Prosopis cineraria, 2976 nucleotides long. RefSeq names its product arginine--tRNA ligase, chloroplastic/mitochondrial-like. Lineage: Eukaryota; Viridiplantae; Streptophyta; Magnoliopsida; Fabales; Fabaceae. Bases 789 to 2687 code for a protein of 632 amino acids. Gene Ontology annotation, cellular component: cytoplasm. Gene Ontology annotation, molecular function: ATP binding; arginine-tRNA ligase activity. The transcript is spliced from 20 exons. Gene Ontology annotation, biological process: arginyl-tRNA aminoacylation. The record is from RefSeq and is a predicted model, not a curated record.